UUGUCGUUCUUGUCAAAAUUAAUCGAGAGAAUAGUUUCUAAGGAGCUUAAGAAACACUUGGAUGGAAACAAUUUGUUACCGGUAUAUCAGUCAGGUUAUAAAAGACAUCACUCUACCAAAACUGCUUUGUUGCAUGUGCUGUCUAAGUUGCAUGAAAUUAUAAAUAACUGGAAACCAAACCAUCUUUUUUCGAAUUCUUAG
Molecule: messenger RNA, 201 nt
Organism: Helobdella robusta
Lineage: Eukaryota; Metazoa; Annelida; Clitellata; Rhynchobdellida; Glossiphoniidae
Exons: 1
Source: RefSeq, a predicted model, not a curated record